Hemicordylus capensis (graceful crag lizard) is the source of this 1119-nucleotide messenger RNA. Its product is annotated as olfactory receptor 4Q3-like. Bases 1 to 1119 code for a protein of 372 amino acids. Gene Ontology annotation, cellular component: membrane. Lineage: Eukaryota; Metazoa; Chordata; Lepidosauria; Squamata; Cordylidae. Gene Ontology annotation, molecular function: olfactory receptor activity; G protein-coupled receptor activity. The record is from RefSeq and is a predicted model, not a curated record. The transcript is spliced from 3 exons. Gene Ontology annotation, biological process: G protein-coupled receptor signaling pathway.
AUGGGUAACAGUGAUAAUAACAAGAUGAAGCAUUUAUGUUUAUUUAUAGCACAGAAAGUAAAGCUGCUGGAGAAACUGGACAGUGGUGUAAGUGUGAAACGUCUUACAGAAGAGUAUGGUGUUGGAAAGAGCACCAUAGAUGACCUGAACAAACAGAAGGGUCCAACCAUUUCCAUCAAUGUCUCCACUGUCACAGAGUUUGUCUUCUUGGGUCUUCCCCAGUUCCGUCCCAUCCAGUGCCUUCUCUUUGUUCUAGUCUUGGCUGCCUAUGCAGUCGUCCUGUUGGGCAACCUACUCAUUGUGGUCACUGUAUAUGGAGAACCCCGUUUAUUCCAGUCCCCCAUGUAUUUUUUCUUGACCAACUUGUCCUUCGACAUCUCCUUGGGCUCAGUGGCUACCCCCAAGCUGUUAACAGACCUGGCAAGCAGCAGCAGGAGCAUAACCUUUGUUUGCAGAAUGGUCCAGGUCUUCCUCAUCCACUUCAUUGGGGGCUCAGAGAUGCUUCUUGUCACCCUCAUGGCCUAUGAUCGCUACAUGGCCAUCUGCCAUCCACUGACAUACAUGGCCAUAAUGAACCGUCCAUUUUGCAUCAAACUCCUGCUGUCCUGUUGGGCUGGAGGCCUCAUCCAUGCAACUAUCCAGAUGGCUUUGCUUCUUCAGCUACCCUUCUGUGGUCCAAAUGAACUGGACAAUUUCCACUGUGAUCUCCCACAGCUGGUCAAGUUGUCUUGUGCUGAUACCUACAUGACUGAGACUAUUGUGGUAGCCAAUAGUGGCCUUCUUUCCCUGAUCUGCUUCCUCGCCUUGAUGGCCUCCUAUGGUGUUAUUGUGGCCACACUACGUGGCCACUUCAGAGAAAGUGGUGGGAAGGCUCUGUCCACCUGUAGUGCCCACUUGAUUGUAGUCUGCAUCAGCUUUGUGCCCUGUAUGUUUGUGUAUCUUGUGCCUUUCUCUCGUUCUAAGACGGACAAGUUGGCUUCUGUGUUCUACACACUAAUUGUGCCCUCUCUCAAUCCAAUCAUAUAUACUUUGAGGAACCGGGAUAUGAGUGAGGCAAUGGGCAGGCUGAAGAACAAGUGCCCAUGUUCACAUUCUUCUGUGAAGGGAGAACAAAUAUGA